Molecule: messenger RNA, 1294 nt
Organism: Metopolophium dirhodum (rose-grain aphid)
Lineage: Eukaryota; Metazoa; Arthropoda; Insecta; Hemiptera; Aphididae
Exons: 6
Coding region: 662-1294 (210 amino acids)
Source: RefSeq, a predicted model, not a curated record
AUUAAACUUUCAAAGUAUAUCUUUAAUCCUUAGAAUUUAGAUCAUAAUAUACUAUGUGAUGGAGCUACAGCGUAUGAUUUUGUUGUCAAUAUAGCGACGAGUAACCGAAUUAGAUAAUCAAUGUGCGCAAGCGCAAUGCAACUCUUAGCAUUAUUAUCCAUAGGUAUCUGUGAAUAAAUAUGCGAGAAGUCGCGUUGUGCAUGCUGUAGUAAACCGAUCGACCGCGGUAAAUUUUCAGUUUUUUUUCCUUAUGUAAUGUGAUUUGGUGGAGAUUUCUCCAAAGAAUAUUUUAGGAUAUUCUCUCAAAUCUAUUUUUAUACCAACAACAAUAAUUCCUUGGAAAACUGAUAACGGCAUCGGUAUGAGUGCAGCCCGCGGCAGCUGCUAGCGUUUUAAAUAAGCAAAACACAACAUAAUAAUAUUAAUGUUUAUUUUACUGUUACGUAAUACCUAUGUCUUGAUUAUUUUUCUGAAGUUACUACCUAGUUAAUACCUAGUUAUCACUUAUCAAUAUUUAACGUUAAAAUCGUUAGUCGUUCGUCGAAUAUUUGACUACGAACUACCACUAGCCUACUGCGUCUAUCCUAGUUAUUCAAGACUCAACUGCACUCAAAAUCUCAAAUAUUAAAUUAUCUAACAAAAUCAAUUGAAAUUAAAAAUUAUGGGUAGAAAGCUCAGUGGUUGUGCUUACCGAAAAUUAAGUGAAAUUAAAAAAGAUAAUGUAAAAAAAAGUAUGAAAAAUAAUAUGAAACUUGAUGUAAUGUUCCAAGGAGUACAACAAGUUCAUACCAUUCAUACUGUUGCCAGUGAAAUCAUCGAUAAUAUUGGGCGUUCAAGCAAUGAAUUUAUUGAUUCAGUAAAAAGUUUACCAUUUACUGAUCAAUCUUUAGUGAAAUGUAAAUCCAAUAAUGAAUUGCAUGAUAGAAAUGAAUGUUUAAAAUCUCAAAUUGCCAAUGAAGUGAACAUUUUACAAGGACUCAGUUCUUCAGAUAUGCCAGAUGAUGAUCCUGCUUUAUGGAUAUUAAAUGAGGUGACUAGAGAUUUUAUUUGCAGAAACGGAUUCAAACAGAACUUGGAUAGUGAUUUCUCACAAUCUAAAACACAAUACCAGUAUAUACGUCAAGGAAAAUUUAGACCUCAUAAUAGGUACCUCAGUAAAGAUUUAUUAAAAACAACGUUAAUUAAUGGUAAAACAUGCCAAAGAGACCAUCUUAGUUAUUCAACUGAAAACAUCCAAAUAAAAUCAAUACUCAUGAAAAUUCAACCAUGCAUAAAACUUGUACAUUUAAAAUGA